Molecule: messenger RNA, 360 nt
Organism: Rodentolepis nana
Lineage: Eukaryota; Metazoa; Platyhelminthes; Cestoda; Cyclophyllidea; Hymenolepididae
Source: the annotation of a GenBank genome assembly
CUUCGUGGAUUUGGUCUUUUGAAUGUUCAAGAGUUACGCAAGGAACUCGGAUUCAAGCAGUACUCUGCUGUGGUUGCUGUCACUAAAACUUAUUCUAGCAUCCGAAGUUUGGCAUGUUGCAACCCGGAGGCACUUUCUACCAAAGGUCAGUACUCAGAAGUCGCCUCUCGUAGAAAGUGUCACAAAGUUUUAACCUUCCACUUCAACGAGAAGUCUAUUCGACUAAAGUUAAAAUUCGGUGACAUAGCCGUCGGCAUCAUCGCCUGUUUUUCUGAAUCUCCAUUCUCGCUCGACUCUAUGCUGACUUUAGACACAGCUUGUAUUCUAGCUUCAUUUGAUCCUUCCUCAUCAUGCUGUUAA